GGUGCGCCGGGGCCCGGCGAGCUGCUGCUGCGGCGUCCGCGACCCCCGCCGGCGCGGGUAUGGAGCUCGAGGGUCGCCGCGGCGUGGACUCGGCCACGGGGCUGGCCUUGACGACCCCGGAGUGGGAGCAGAAGCGGAGGACAGAGGCCGAGGCGGGGGCUGCCGGCCCCGGUGCCGUCCGAGCCCGCCGCUUCCUGCUCUGUCUCUACCUGGUGGGCUUCUUGGAUUUAUUUGGUGUCAGCAUGGUUGUCCCUUUAUUGAGCCUUCACAUCAAGUCCCUUGGAGCAAGUCCAACAGUUGCUGGAAUAGUAGGCUCCUCCUAUGGUGUUUUGCAACUCUUUUCUAGCACAUUGGUGGGCUGCUGGAGCGACCUGGUGGGAAGACGGGCUUCCUUGCUGGUGUGCAUUCUGCUCAGUGCCCUGGGCUAUCUCCUCCUUGGAGCAGCCACCAAUGUGUUCCUGUUUGUCCUGGCUAGAGUUCCUGCAGGUAUUUUUAAACACACCCUCUCCAUCUCAAGGGCUCUGCUUUCUGAUCUGGUUGCAGAGAAGGAACGGCCAAUCGUAAUCGGGCACUUCAAUACAGCGUCCAGUGUGGGCUUCAUCUUAGGCCCAGUGGUCGGUGGCUAUCUCACUGAAUUAGAUGGUGGGUUUUAUCUUACAGCCUUCAUCUGUUUUUCUGUCUUCAUUCUCAAUGCUGGUCUUGUUUGGCUGUUACCAUGGAGUGAAGCAAAACUGGGCAGUACAGGAAAUGGCCUGCAAUGGGGUAAGACCCACGUGCUGUCUGGCAAGAGCGACUGUGACGUGCAGGAAGCAGCCCCCACCCGUGGGGCCAGGACGAGGGAGAAGACUGCCUGGCCUCCCUGGGUCGAAGUGGUGUCGGCCUUGCAGGACAUGAAGAGCCUGAUAUUUUCUGAAAUGUGGGACAUAUUUCUAGUGCGCUUGCUGAUGGCUGUGGCGGUCAUGCUGUACUACAGUAAUUUCGUCCUGGCCCUGGAGGAGCGCUUUGGAGUGCGGCCCAAGGUGACGGGCUACCUCAUCAGUUACAGCAGCGCCCUGGGGGCCACAGCCAGCUUUGCUCUGGGGCCCAUCCUACGGCUGUACAAGCAGGACUCUCACAGGCUGCUGCUGCACUCCAGCGCGCUCACCUGCACCCUGCUGCUGCUCUACUCCACGGCCCCCACCGUGGGCACUGUCAUCUUCUCCUCCACUCUCCUGUCCUUUUCCACCGCCAUCGGCAGGACGUGCAUCACGGACCUCCAGCUGACCGUGGGCGGGGCCCAGGCCAGCGGCACCGUCAUUGGCCUGGGGCAGUCAGUGACCGCAGUGGGCCGUGUCAUCGCCCCUCUCCUCUCCGGCGUUGCACAGGAGGUUAGCCCUUGCGGCCCCCCUAGUCUGGGGGUUGUGUUGGCCUUAGUGGCCAUCUUCAUAAUGUCUCUAAACAAACCUCGCUCUGGUGGCGAUGUGAGUGAUAAAUUUAAAAGUGAAUAGAGUGGAUUUGGACA
This is a messenger RNA of Lemur catta (Ring-tailed lemur), 1501 nucleotides long. It is a transcript of the gene SLC67A2, whose product is annotated as major facilitator superfamily domain containing 9. Gene Ontology annotation, biological process: transmembrane transport. The record is from RefSeq and is a predicted model, not a curated record. Gene Ontology annotation, molecular function: transmembrane transporter activity. Lineage: Eukaryota; Metazoa; Chordata; Mammalia; Primates; Lemuridae. The coding region runs from base 60 to 1487 and encodes 475 amino acids. The transcript has 6 exons.